AUCACCAAAUCACCGUUCUCCACAUUGCAACCAGAGGCCACGUCCUGUGUAUAUCAGACACGCAGACGCUCUCACUCUCUCUCACGCGCGAGCGCGUGCGCGCACGCGCUCGCUCAUCCAUCCAGCCGUUGAAGGCUGGAGCAGCUCUGAAUCCAGUGAAGCUCUGCGAAAAUGGCGACUCUGGUAAAGGGUUUCGGCGGUGGUUUUGCGGAGACUUGCAGAAGAGAAAUCGGUUUUACUCAUCCUAGAUGUUUCAGCCGCGGAAUCUCUGCUUCAGAGGUUCUUGUGAAUCGAAUCAAUCUCUAUGGGAAGUUAAAUGGUCAUGAGGGCUGUGUAAAUACAGUAGAAUUUAAUUCUACUGGUGAGGUUCUUGUGUCGGGUUCAGACGACAGAAAAGUCAUAUUUUGGGAUUGGGCUACUGAAACUAAGCGGUUCUCAUAUACUUCAGGGCACUCAGACAACAUAUUCCAGACUAGAAUUAUGCCAUUUACUGAUGAUCGUAAAAUAGUAACUUCUUCUGGUGAUGGUCAGGUGAGGCUUGGACAGGUCUCAGAGAGCGGUCAAGUCUGUACAAAAAGGUUGGGGAAGCACCUAGGCAAUGUUUACAAGCUUGCUGUGGAGCCUGGAAGCCCCUACAUAAUUUAUAGCUGUGGCAAUGAUGGUUUUGUUCAGCAUUUUGAUCUGCGAAAUAAUUCUGCUACAAAGCUUUUUGUUUGCUCCUCAUUCACAAAAGACAAGCAGCAUCCUUCUAGCAGUGUAAGGUUGAAGUCCAUUGUGAUUGACCCAAGAAAUCCCAACUAUUUUGCUGUAGGAGGUUCAGAUGAGUAUGCCCGUGUGUAUGACAUAAGACAAUACCAUUCGGAUGCAUCAAGUCAUUCAGACAUGCCUGUGAACACAUUUUGUCCUCAUCACUUGAUUGGGACUGAGGAUGUUCACAUCACAGGAUUGGCCUACUCCAACACUAGCGAACUCCUUGUCUCUUACAAUGAUGAGCUUGUAUAUCUGUUUCAGAAGAACAUGGGGAUGGGUUCCUCCCCAUUGGCUGCCUCAUCUGAAAACCUACAAAAACUGGAUGAUGCACAAGCUUACUUGGGGCACAGAAAUUCACGAACGGUUAAAGGGGUGAGUUUCUUCGGACCAAAUGACGAGUAUGUCUUGAGUGGAUCUGAUUGUGGCCAUAUUUUUAUGUGGAAGAAGAAGGGGGCUAAACUUGUGCAUGUGAUGGUUGGCGAUCAGUACAUAGCAAAUCAUAUUGAACCCCAUCCAUUUAUGCCUGUUCUUGCCUCGUGUGGAAUAGAACAGACUGUAAAGCUUUGGGCUCCCAUGCCAGAGGACACACUACCAUUGCCUGAUGAUGUAGAAGAGAUAAUGGAGGCGAACAGGCAAGGCAGGGAGGACUCACGACUUACUCUUACGCCUGAUGUUAUCAUGCAUGUAUUGAGGCUGCAGGGUAGGCAAACAAUGGCUUACAUUGAAAGGAGACAGGGAGGAGCUGAUGCAGAUGGUGAGGGAGAAGAUGAAGGCGGGGCUUAUGUAUUUAGGUUCACACCUGGUGAUGCCACUUCUGAGGAAAGUUUUACUGGAGACUCUAGAGAGUGUAACAUUACCUAAAAGCUUUGUACCCAUGUAACAUGAAACUUAGUGUCUUUCUCGUGUCUUUUGAAGCUUAUUUUGCGGGUGGGAUUUUUCUUUUUCUUUUUCCUUAAUGUCUUCUUUUUAAUUUCAUCCUUUUAAAUUUGUUUGAUGUCACAUGUUUAUGCAUCAUUUGUUUCCGAUGUAAAUAGUCUGAUAUGGAAGCAAAUGUGAAGGAUGAAAGCAAAUAUUCUAUCC
This is a messenger RNA of Malania oleifera, 1830 nucleotides long. RefSeq names its product protein ALTERED SEED GERMINATION 2. The transcript has 5 exons. Gene Ontology annotation, cellular component: cytoplasm; Cul4-RING E3 ubiquitin ligase complex. The record is from RefSeq and is a predicted model, not a curated record. NCBI's taxonomy places the organism in Eukaryota, Viridiplantae, Streptophyta, Magnoliopsida, Santalales, Ximeniaceae. Gene Ontology annotation, molecular function: protein binding. The coding region runs from base 172 to 1611 and encodes 479 amino acids.